Molecule: messenger RNA, 1086 nt
Organism: Triticum turgidum subsp. durum (durum wheat)
Lineage: Eukaryota; Viridiplantae; Streptophyta; Magnoliopsida; Poales; Poaceae
Source: the annotation of a GenBank genome assembly
AUGACGGGCGGGCCCGGGCCCCACCUGUCAUUCUCAGGGGGGGCAAAUUAUGAAAGGGGAGGUAAGGGGUGGCAAAUUAUCAAAUUUGCCAUUACGUUGGGGUCCGAGUGGUCAGUGGUCAUAAACCCUUCUCCCUCCUCAGCCUCCUCUUUCCCCCUCUCGAAAGACUGCGCGGCCGCGAAGCCAAACCCUAGCCUCCGCCCCCCCUCGAAUCCGCAUCGUCUUCAGCGGGGAGGGAUGAGCAGGCGCUGGAGCAGGACGAUCUAUGUUGGCAACCUCCCUGGGGAUAUCCGGGAGAGGGAGGUGGAGGACCUCUUCUACAAGUAUGGCCGUAUUGUUGAUAUUGACCUGAAGGUUCCUCCAAGGCCGCCUGGCUAUGCUUUUGUUGAGUUUGAAGAUCCUCGUGACGCCGAAGAUGCCUGUGCUGGAAGGGAUGGGUACAACUUUGAUGGAAAUCGUCUAAGAGUGGAACCUGCUCAUGGUGGGAGAGGUAGUGGUGGCCCCUCUCAUGAUCGUUCUAGCAGCUUUGGUGGUGGUGGUGGUGGCGGCGGCGGUGGUGGACGCCGGGGUGUCUCCAGGCACACGGAUUACCGUGGUAUGGACCAUAUGCGAAGGGCUGGUGAUGUUUGUUUCGCAGAAGUGUAUCAUGAAGGCGGCGGCACCCUAGGAAUUGUUGACUACACAAACUAUGAUGAUAUGAAAUAUGCUAUAAAGAAACUGGAUGACACUGAAUUUAAGAAUGCAUUUUCUAAAGGUUAUAUAAGGGUGAAGGAAUAUGAUGGCAAAUGUGGGCGCUCCUACUCACGUAGCCGGAGCCCAAGUCGUAGCCGCAGCAAAAGCAGGAGCCCAAGCAAAUCUCCCAGGGCCCGCUCAGCAUCUAGGUCCAGAUCAAGGUCUCGUUCUUCCCGUUCUUGUUCAGCAUCAAAAGGACGUUCUCCAUCAAGUUGUUUGUGGAACUUUUUGCAGAUCACCAGCAAGAUCCAAAUCCCCAAUAGCUUCUCCGGCAAAUGGUGUAGUGGCAAGUCCAGCGGCAAGCCUGAAGAAACGCAGUCCAAGCAGGAGUCCAUCUCGGUCACGGUCACCUGA